This is a messenger RNA of Saccostrea echinata, 1077 nucleotides long. RefSeq lists its product as uncharacterized. The record is from RefSeq and is a predicted model, not a curated record. Bases 63 to 713 code for a protein of 216 amino acids. Lineage: Eukaryota; Metazoa; Mollusca; Bivalvia; Ostreida; Ostreidae. The transcript is spliced from 4 exons.
AGACCCUUCGGAAUCUCUCAUUUGGGAUAUUUUCCGACGAAGAAAUCGAUACAUGCAACAAAAUGAUGCGAAGCAGUCAAAAAUUCAUUCCCCCGACACGCAGUAGCGCUCGUCUAGUGAAUCCCGCUAGUGAAGAGCCCAUUAGAGCUCCUAAAUGUCGGCGCUUGUACAGAGACCCAGCAGAGUGCAUUUUCAGCAGUACUCCAGUACUCAGUACCGUCACAGAAACAAACUUCCGAAGCCCGGAUGCCAACAAUAAAAACAAUGAAGAUGUGCCCUCCAAGGGCGAUAUUGUCAGAAGAAAAAAGAGGACCUUGUUGGAGAAUGUAAACCAAACGAUAACAGUAACACCAGAACAGGAAGUAGCCCAAACUUUGUCAGCAAGUCCAAUGCUAACUCAGACAAAUUCCAUUCACAAACAGAAAAACAGAAUUUUUGAAAAGAAUCACAUAACAUCAGACCCCAUCCCUGCAGUGCAGAAGCAACUAAGAGAUGUACCUUCCACAUCAAACGACUGUGCAAGUAUCUUCAACUUUACCCCAAGCCCUCCUCCCAAGCGCAAAACCAUCGCUGCAUCUGAGAAGAAGAAGAUUAGCUUAGAAGUUCUGUUAACCAUAUACAAGAUGAAGAAUCAAUUACAAGUUCUACGAGAACGCCGGGAAGAUUUAGCAAGGACGAGGAAGAAAACCCAGGAGAUAUGCGGAGAAGAAUGAGGUUUACAUGAUAAAUCGUAAAUAUUUACAUGUAGAUAUAGAGAAUUAAUGUGACCUCAUUCGAGGGCGAGAGCGUCAUGAAACUCGCAACAUCUUGUAAUACGAUAAAGAAACACUCUUACAAUAUGUUCUGUUUUCACAUGCUUAUUUCUUACAUGCGUAAAAAAAAAGAACAAAAAACGGAGAAUGUUUCCCCCAACAAGCUAAGAAGUAAAUUAAUGACGACUUAAAAUACUGUUUUUUUCUGGGAAUAUUUAAUCAAUUACCAGGUUGACAUACAAAAUUCAAAAGACAAAUGUUGAUAAUAAAGAUAUUUGUAUUUUAAAGCAUUAACCAAAUGUCAGCUAUAUUUUUGAAUAAAAGA